GCGGCCGGAGCGGCUGGCUCAAUUAAGAUGAGGCUUCUGCUGCUUCUCCUGGUGGCGGCGUCGGCGGUGGCCCGGAGCGAGGCCUCGGCCAACCUGGGCGGCGUGCCCAGCAAGAGAUUAAAGAUGCAGUACGCUACGGGGCCGCUGCUGAAGUUCCAGAUUUGUGUUUCCUGAGGGUAUAGGCGGGUGUUUGAGGAGUACAUGCGGGUUAUUAGCCAGCGGUACCCAGACAUCCGAAUUGAAGGAGAGAAUUACCUCCCUCAACCAAUAUAUAGACACAUAGCAUCUUUCCUGUCAGUCUUCAAGCUAGUAUUAAUAGGCUUAAUAAUUGUUGGCAAAGAUCCUUUUGCUUUCUUUGGCAUGCAAGCUCCUAGUAUCUGGCAAUGGGGCCAGGAAAAUAAGGUCUAUGCAUGUAUGAUGGUUUUCUUCUUGAGCAACAUGAUUGAGAACCAGUGUAUGUCAACAGGUGCAUUUGAGAUAACUUUAAAUGAUGUGCCUGUGUGGUCUAAACUGGAAUCUGGUCACCUUCCAUCCAUGCAACAACUUGUUCAAAUUCUUGACAAUGAAAUGAAACUCAAUGUGCAUAUGGAUUCAAUCCCACACCAUCGGUCAUAGCCCCACCUAUCAGCACUGAAAACUCUUUUACAUUAAGGGAUUUUGCAAGAGCAGCGUGACUGACAUUAUGAAGGCCUGUACUGAAGACAGCAAGCUGUUAGUACAGACCAGAUGCUUUUUUGGCAGGCUCGUUGUACCUCUUGGAAAACCUCAAUGCAAGACGGUUUUUCAGUGCUAGCACAUUUUGGAAUUCUGCACAUUUCGUGGAGUGCAAUAAUACUGUAUAGUUUUCCUCCCCCUCCCAAAUUCACCCAGUUAAUAUUUUUUUUAAUGUAGACAUUACUUGCAACUUUCUUAGACAUAUUUGAAAAAGUAGAAAAUUGAGUUACAAUUUGAUUUAUUUUAAACAUGUCUGUUAAAUCUGUUGUGCUUUUAUAUGAAUUUUCAUUUUUUAUGGUUUAAAAUCAGUCUUUUUGUGAAUAUAGCCAAAGUUCCCAAAUACUUUAUAAGAGUUCAAUCAGACAUCUCUAAUUUGGCUAUGUCCAAUUUGUGUAGUUUUCAAAACACUGCAAAUUGUGAACAGUGCAUUAUACAAGAUUAUAGGGGGAAAUCUAAUAUCCAGAGUACUCUACCAAUUUGUGUGUAUGUGUAUGUGUGUGUGUGUGUGUAUGUGUGUGUGAUUAUCAGAACUACUAUAACACCAACUGCUUUUUAAGUCCUAUUAUGUAGUUCAAGUGUCUUGCCUUGACCAGUCUAAUGAGUUGAUUUAACUGGGCCUUUAUACUUAACUAAAUAAAAAACUAAGCAGAUGUCAGUUAAAUAAAAAAGUUUCAAUUUAUUGUUCAGUAUACCUGUUAACAUUGUAUUUAACAAUCGUCUCUCCAAAUUUUUGUUUUUCAUUCUCAGAUAACUUCAUAAGGCACACACUUUAGAUUUACUUACAUUUUUAGGAUAAUUGAAACUCACUCAAUUGAAUCUCUUUACAAUGUUGAUAUUAGUUGUCUAAUAGUUUGUCUAAUAUAUCAGAAUUGUAUUUGAGGAACAGAAUUGGAAAAAUUUUAAAUUUAAUAUCAUUUUAGAGUUCUAAAAAGACAGUUAAAACAACUUAAACUAAUAAAGACUAUAAGAAUGACUUAGCAGAAAUAAGACCAUAGUUUGGAAAAAUAGUCAUACUACAUCAAUGAUAACAUACUUCAGCUUCUAAAUAGGAAUAAAGUGGUAGAGCCAGUAGUAGGCCUAGAUUUGUUAGUGGAAAUAAAUGGAUUUAAGGAAAAGUUAUGAGGUAAUUUUGGCGUUGGUUUCACCAACACUUAGGUGUUUUUAAGACCUUAUGUGAGGAUACUUCAAAAAGGGUCAUGGGAAGUGGAAUUAAAAAGCUGUUUAUUUUGAUGCAAAAAUUGAAAUACUUAUCCAUGAAUGAGCUCCAAAAAUUCAUGAAAAUGUGUAUUAUGAAAAACAUAUGUAGAGAUUAUGAAUUUUUUUGUACCAGAAUAAACAUCUUAAUUCAUUUUCCAUGAACUUUUGAAAUAGUCUUGUACUUACUUACAUGUUGUAACACCUAAUGUUAUACUUUGUCACUGAAUAUUUAUCACUUAAUAUCACUUAAUGUUCCUGAUUGUGACAGCCUGAAGUUGGAACAUACUAGAACCUCCAGAUGAUAGGACGUUAGUCUAUUACUGACUCUACAAAAUUGAUUAAGGAUUGUCCUUUUUAUUAACCACAUAGACCAUUUAUUAACAAUGUUGACUUCUUCAUAUAAUGAUAAGAAGUGUUACAAUUUAAACUGAAAUUUCAUUAGAGGUUGUUAUUUGGGUAUAAUACCACUUUAUAUUUGAGAAGGUUUAAAACUUUGUUAAUUUGAUUGUGUACCACUCCAAACUGCUCAUCUUCUGCAAGUUGAAAUGUCUUGUUGAAUGUUUCCAGAGGUCUUUCUUCAGCUAACAGACAUUCCGCUAGUGACACAGUUAACUUUAUGUAAACGUUCACAACUUGGGCUUUUGAUGUCCCGUGGCCCUGACAGGUCAAACUGUGAAGAACCUAAGAUUCAAAUACAACUUUUUCCACGUUUGCCUUCGGUUGAGUAAUGUGUCUUUUGAAGAAUAGCUUUAAGUGACUUAGACACUGACAAAACUCAGCUGUUUUGUUGACACCCAUCUCUCUUAUGUUUAGCCAUAUUUAAAUCUAGAGUUUAAUAGAGUUUAGUGAAGAAAAUUUAGUGGGAGACAUGAAUAAAAAAUAAUGUUAAGGAAAUAUGGAAAGUAAACUAUUUAUAAUGUAGUUUUAUUAUAUUCCUAACAUUUUAAAUUUAUUGCUUAUAAAUUGAUAUAAUAUUUGAAUUUAUAUUCCUAAUAAUUUGAAUUUGUUGCUUAUAAAUUGGUAUGGCUAUAUGGUUUAUACAUGUCUAUGCACUAGUAUAUUAAUUAGAAGACAAUAGAAAAUGCCAGCAAGUUGGCUGAUGUUAUUUGACUUUUUACUAUAAUUGCCAUUAUGGAAGAAAUUAUUCGUUAUGUUAAUAAAAAAUGCAAGUAAAGCAUGGCUUUAUACCUCAAUGUGUAAGGUGUGCAAGACAAAUAUACUUUUGGAAUAUAAAUGGCAUUAUUUGCUUAUGGCAAUAGCAUUAUUAAUGAUAAAAAUUGAUCAGCCUUUAUAGUGAUUUAAAAUGUAACAGGAUCCCAGUGAUAGUUCUUUCUUAUUUUGAAUGUUAGUUUGGAACCUUGAUUAACUGGCAAACAUUCCAUCACUGUCAUAAUUUAAAAUAAUUCGGAUUUUAAAAUUAGCCCGCAGGAUUUUUAAACAUGGUUUGAUAUUCUGACGCUUUUUAUUUAUUUAUCUUUUUAAUCUGUUUUGGGAGAAAUAAGUGAGGAAAUGUAAAGUUUGGGGAUUUACCUCUUUAGAAUUGUGAAAAUAAACUUUUAUAAUGCUGAUGUGAAAGUAAUCCCUACUUUGUGGAAUUAAAUCUAUGCUAGAGCAUGUUACAUGGUAAUGUUAUGUAGGAAAUUUUGCAAUGUAAAAGUUGAUGUCACUAAUUAAUAUGUUUAUUUUCUAAUGACUUCUUAACCCAACCAGUGUUGACCAUCCCACCUCAGCCUAGCACUCAGAGUCUUAACACUCUUGGGACUUACACUGCUUCUCAAGCCUUAUGGUCACUUGUGCUUCCGUGCUGCUGGACUGGCAGCGGCUUUGUGAUGUGUGCUGGAGUAGAGCAGGUUAACCCCACCCUUCAGAAUGCCUGAGAAACUCACCCUAUCCCCAGCUCUGGGGAGAAACGAAAUAAAUCCUUUCCCUCUGUUGGCCAAACUUCAGCUGGGCUUUUCCUUUCACAGUCCCUGGCUUCUUUUUCCCUAGGCUUCAGAAAGGUAAACAGAAAUUCAAUCAAUGCAGCUUCAAACUGUGUCUUGAAGAAAAAUAUAAGCUGGUUUUAGACACAUUGGGAGGACUGUUGGGUCAUCCAUUCAGUAUGAGGGCUGAGAGAUGGUCUUCUGUUGCAUCUUAAGUGUGAGCAAAUAAAAAGAAGCAAAAUGGUAACCAUGCGGACACUCUCGGAGGUUUCUAUACUUCAGACUGCCUAAGAAUCACUGGGACAAAUUCCUGGGCCCAACCCUACAGAUUCUGACUCACUUGUAUUUCAAACAAGCUACAGGGUAAUGCUGAUUCUAUCAGUCUGGUCCACACUGAGCAGCCCUGUCCCAUAAAGCAAGAUGCGAAAGACUCAUGACUCAGCCUGAAAGAAAAUUUUGUAUACUUGGUUGACUUUUAUAGAAUGGCCUAAUAGGAACACAAAUUUAGUAAAAAUGGGAACUCAGAAGAUAAACAGUGAGGUAAGAGGGAAUUGUUAACAAAUUGACUUAAUUGCCAAAUUAAUGUUAUCAGCGCAGCAUAUCUUUUCUUCUUGGGUUACUUUAAAACUUUUCAGAUGAAUGUUUUAAAGGCAAAUACUAAAUCUUCUCAGCAUAAUUUAAAAUAGUUGCCAGAUUUUUCUCAAGCAUGCCUGCAUUUUAUUCAUUUCACAGUGACAGUUGAACUUGAUUUUCACAUUAAGCAGCUAUUUUAUAAUUCUUACAGUUCUGAAUAGGAAAAAGUGCAUGCCUGCAUUUUAUUUGAGUAAUUAAUUAAUGGCAACUCUUUGAAUUACUAAGGAAACCAACUCUGAACUAUUUUAUGCCCCCAAAAGGAAAGGGAUUAAUUGGUUCAUGGAACUGAACAAUCCAAUGUAGAAUUGGCCUUGGGGAUUCAAAUAGGAUUAUCAGAACUCUGCUCUAAAGUGGCCUCAUUUUCUCCAUGACCCGGAGGGAAGAGCACGUGGAGUGAGAAGGGCAGAGUAGGGGAGUGUGGAAGAACGCCCAGGAGAGCGCUCUGCUGCAGCUUGCUCACAUCUGCCUUGGAUUCUGUCUCGGCCUCACUGGAGGUCCACUCCCUGACCCCGCUUUUCCCCUGCACAUUGACUCUUCCCCCAACCCAGCCUUCUUCCCAUUCGUGAUCAAAAUUUUUUAAAACAAGCCUGUGGCUUCCUCAUUACAAUCUGCUCAGAUCAAGUACUCAGCCGUGUAAGCUAAGAAUUGUCUCAGAUGGAGGAAGCAACGCCUGAUUGCUUGGUUAGGAAAGUCUCGGUAGAGCCUGGAGAGCAGGUUGCCAUCAGCCCUCCCCUGGGCCGCUGGAUGGGCUCAUCUGCUCUGUGUAUUGGCAAUUACAGCACCUUUGUUUAUUACUCUGGAGUUGCUAAGAACAAGUCUGUUUGCAGGAAAGUGUGCCGAUGACAUUUUCCUCUACAUGUUAAAAAAUUUUAAAAAAUCCAGCUGAAGUUUUUCUUUUAUAACAGCCCGUAAAAACUAGGGAUAAGAGGCUCUCUUUAAACUACAUAAUGUGUACUCAUAUAAACAGUGGUUUACUUGUAUGAUUCUAAUAAUUCUAAAAUUCUGUAUUAUACAGGUAUAUAAAAAUUUGUUGUGAAAGAUUUUGGAAUCUACUUCAGUACUCCAAUUAUCAAAUAAAGAAAAGAACCAAGA
Oryctolagus cuniculus (rabbit) is the source of this 5558-nucleotide messenger RNA. It is a transcript of the gene SELENOT, whose product is annotated as selenoprotein T. The record is from RefSeq and is marked validated. Gene Ontology annotation, molecular function: thioredoxin-disulfide reductase (NADPH) activity. Gene Ontology annotation, cellular component: endoplasmic reticulum membrane. Gene Ontology annotation, biological process: cell redox homeostasis. Lineage: Eukaryota; Metazoa; Chordata; Mammalia; Lagomorpha; Leporidae.